Camelina sativa (false flax) is the source of this 309-nucleotide messenger RNA. The record is from RefSeq and is a predicted model, not a curated record. NCBI's taxonomy places the organism in Eukaryota, Viridiplantae, Streptophyta, Magnoliopsida, Brassicales, Brassicaceae.
UCGCUCGUUAAUCCUUUGGUUUGUGCAAACAGCGGUUUCACCGAAUCUAACUAUACCCAGCUCACCGAACUUUACCGGAAAUACAAGGACCAAGAGUUUGAGAUCUUGGCAUUCCCUUGCAACCAGUUUCUAUACCAGGAGCCAGGCACAAGUCAAGAAGCUCAAGAGUUUGCCUGUACACGCUUUAAAGCAGAAUACCCUGUUUUCCAGAAGGUACGCGUAAACGGUCAAAACGCUGCACCACUCUACAAAUUCCUUAAGGCAAGUAAACCCACUUUUUGGGGUUCCAGAAUUAAGUGGAACUUCACC